Molecule: messenger RNA, 621 nt
Organism: Cercospora beticola
Lineage: Eukaryota; Fungi; Ascomycota; Dothideomycetes; Mycosphaerellales; Mycosphaerellaceae
Source: RefSeq, a predicted model, not a curated record
AUGCAUCCUCACAUCAAACCCGCCGUCUUCCUCGCGACCAACUACCUCUUCUUCCAGUCAACAACCGCCCUCGCCCAAGAACACCAAGCCAUCGCCAUCCCUCAACUCCAAACCGACAUCAACCAAAUCCAAGAACAAAACGUGACCGACACAAACAACAACGACAACCCCAUCCAAGUCGUCGACCCCUCCGACCAAACCAGCUACAUUUCUCCCAACAGUCCCACAGCGAUCCCUACUGCCUCAUCUUCUACAUUAGGUCAAUUGGUAAUUUGCACGACACUUACGGGCGAGAAUGAAGCGCUUUAUGGAGCGAGUAGUGAAUGUCGAACAUAUGCGGCUUUGACGAGUUUUGCGAGUUUGACGGGGACGGCGGCUACGGCGGGCAUUUUGACUGCUAGUGAGACGAGGAGUGGGAUCGGUGGGGUGAGGACGACAAUGGUUAGUGAGACGAUGGUGACGGGGACGAGGACUGCAACUGCUACAGAGGAGACGGGAACGGCGAGGCCGACAGAAACGGGACAAGCAGAGAGUGGUGCGGAAAGGGGAGUGGGAAGUUAUGGGGUGUGGAAAAUGAUAUUUGCAAGCGGCGUGGUGGUUGUUGGUGUGGUGGGAAUGUAG